Molecule: messenger RNA, 2595 nt
Organism: Sinocyclocheilus grahami
Lineage: Eukaryota; Metazoa; Chordata; Actinopteri; Cypriniformes; Cyprinidae
Gene: il17rc
Product: interleukin 17 receptor C
Exons: 17
Coding region: 400-2463 (687 amino acids)
Molecular function (GO): interleukin-17 receptor activity
Source: RefSeq, a predicted model, not a curated record
ACACACCUACAUUAUCUGGCAAUCUGACAUUCGCACAGACACACCUGGGCAAACUGGAAGCCAGGUGACUUCAUACCGAACACAGAUCUGCCGACUUUUAGGACCAGCAGCUCUAUUUCGAUAAUAUAACAGCCAAAGAGUUUGAAUCGCGAAAUAAUAAAAUAAUAACUAUUUUCUAACUCCUAACAGACAACCGGGACAUCAUGCUGUGUAACUGCGACAUUCGAGUACCGGACGGUGGAUUUGGACUGUGUGUCCGAGCCGAUCAGAACUAUGGUCGUCUUGGGUUCUCCUAAAGCCUCAUAGAGACGACAUAGCGAAGGAUACAACCUAUAGGAUUUUGUUCUUAACCAGUUUCGAUUAAAUCUCUCUUGGAUACGAGAGCGAAACUGUUGCGCAAUGAAGUUGACGGAGUGGAUAGUCCAGCUGCUCCUAUUGGCCAGCGGAUGUGUGUGUGCGCUGGAACGAGUCACACACAACCCAGAAAACAAUGUCAUCUGUCCUCAGGCUCUAAACUGCAGUGUGAGAGAUACAGAGCCUAUCACACCACUUGAUGUGAUCUGUGGUUCUGUGUAUGUGUGUUCUUUGGCUGUAAAGCCAACAUUGUGCUGUCAAGGGGAGGACUGCAAACCGUGUUUGUGGAUUAGCAUCCAGCUGAGUAUUAUUCCAGAUCUCAAAGAUGAGAAGGACAGAGAUACCGAGAGAUCAGAAUAUGAAGAGGAGAGCAGUGGGGACUGGGAUUCAGGAUGUGUUUCCAUACCAGAUGACACAUCAGAAAGUCAAAGUAAAGAAUACUCUCUCUGUGAAGACCAGCUAGAUCAAGCUACUAUUACAAUAUGCUACCAACCAGCAGAAGGGCAGCAAGAGUGGUGCAAGAGAGUAGACUUCACAGUGACUUCUGCUGCAAGUCGUAAACUUCUCAUUCUGACGCUGGUGGAGUAUAAAAAUGUUGCCUUUGGCAGAACAAUGCAGAUCACUGUUGGAUCAUUCGCCAAGUCACCUGAAGUUGAAAUUAAUGAAUUCCCUACAUUAAAAACAGUGUGUUCCUUACCAGACCUAAAAGACAUAAAGCAGUGUAAAGGUCCCAGGAUCUUCAUUAAAAGUGAGAAGAGAGUGGUUAAGGUGCUAUUAGCCGAUGAGGAUGAAAGAGCUUCUGAAGGCCUGUCGCUGUGUGUGAAACGUGGAAGAGAAGGGAGAUGCUCGCUUAUGCCAAAUAACAUCAUUCCACUGGAGUCAAUCACAUACUGCAUGUGUUUGCAGGCAUGGAAAAAUGAUUCAGUUCGUUCGGAAAUCUGUCCCUUUGAACAAAAUAAAACAGAAUUUAAUGCCAAUGUCCUGAGCAACAUGUCAGUGUCUUUAGCCCACAUCAAAACAAAUGAUGGUGAGCCGGUGCUAAGCUGGAAUUUAACAGCGCCCUGCAGGAUAAGAGCCGAAUCGUGGCCGUGUCAGCUCGAGGCAGAUGGAAAAUGCACAGAAGUUGAAGGAUUCAGACAGAAAUGCUGUAAUGAUUGGACAGAAAACAGCACAGUACUAUGGGCAUCCGGGAAAUUUGUGAAUAUCAGGUCUCAGAAUCACCAGCAGCUCUGCAUGAUGCUUAAAGUGGAUGGAAAGAUUGUGCGGUACUGUCAACACCCCUUGGAGCGACAGUACUGGAGCCUUCUUGUUCUUCUGCCGCUGAUCCUUCUUUGUCUGACUGCUUUUGGAGUACUUCUUCUUGUGAACAAACUCAAAUGGUCGCUUAGCGAAUGGGACAGAAUGUGUCAUUCUCAAGGGAUUCAAGAUAUGAGGGGACAGGUUUUGUUGCUCCAUUCCUCUGCCACAGACCCACAGUUGGUGUGUAAGCUGGGCCAGUUGCUCUCUGAGCUGGGUUUCAGAGUAUUUCUCGACCUGUGGAACCAAACAGAGCUCGGUUCUUGCGGCCCAGCAGCGUGGCUCCACUCUAAGCUCGAUCACAUCCAGAAACAUGGAGGGAAAGCCCUUCUGGUGCUUUCUCCAUCAACACUGCAGAGAGCCAAGUUGUACUGGAAAAUUGCAGUGGAAAGACAAAGCAAUCCUGCCACAUACUCCUCAGAUAUGCUGGCUUCGGCAUUGGGCUGCAUUUUUGCUGACCGUAAGAAGGGCUGCGGUGCUCAGCGGUUCGUCCUUGUGCAGUUAGACUUUGAUGAACUUCCCAUCAAUGAGGAGCAUGACAUGCCGAAGCUGUUGAGGGGCCUGCUGCUUUAUAAACUGCCCUCACAGUCUCAGGGAUUACUUAUGGAACUGUGUCUGGAGAACCCGACUAAUGUGAGCGGGAAGUUGAAGAAGAUGUGGUGGAUGAGAAAGGCACAGAGGAAGUUGGCCCAAGGAGUGCAGAACAUUUUGUCGAGGGUGAGGACCGAUUCCAUGCUCACACAAUCUGAUUUACUCAGCUUAGACAUGGAAGACACAGAGGAAAUAAUUGUUCUCAAAAAUGAACAGCACUGAUGUGUCAUUUACUCCCUCAUCACACCAGAACAUUGUUUAGAUUGUCAGUCACAAUCUGUCACAAUGGACUAUGGACAGAUUACAUGAACAAUAAAAAUACCAGAAGGUAAUACCAUGUCCAAAAAAACACGG